Amphiprion ocellaris (clown anemonefish) is the source of this 2319-nucleotide messenger RNA. RefSeq names its product MAF1 homolog, negative regulator of RNA polymerase III b (gene maf1b). Gene Ontology annotation, biological process: negative regulation of transcription by RNA polymerase III. Gene Ontology annotation, molecular function: RNA polymerase III core binding. The coding region runs from base 571 to 1308 and encodes 245 amino acids. Gene Ontology annotation, cellular component: nucleus. The record is from RefSeq and is a predicted model, not a curated record. NCBI's taxonomy places the organism in Eukaryota, Metazoa, Chordata, Actinopteri, Pomacentridae. The transcript has 8 exons.
UAGAAUCCGUUGUUUUGAUGAGAAUAGAUGUGUUGUUGAGGUAGUCGACGAUUCGCAGCAACCGUAACCCGUUGAACAUAUUAUUAGAUCUUUUAUUUGGCAGCUCGUCGCUGCUUUUCUGAUCGAGUCGCUCAGAAAAAAGCGACUUGAUCCAGCUGAUACCGAUCGCUUUGUAAAAUCAGGUCGAAAGGGAUGCCGCUGCAGACAGACUCCGACGGACGCCAGCAGUCUUUGGAUUUAAUCUCAUCGCAUUUAAUCGGCAAGAGCAGCUUUUCUAUAAAUUUAAAAAGCCUCAGAAUAACUCAUUCUCGACCGAGUGCUUGUGAACGAUGCUUAAGCUUGAGUGCGAACUAAAAGCGCGGCUGUGAAGCGAAGACGGCAGGAUCGUUGGCAGUCAACGGAGCUAACCGCUAACUCGGUUAACGUUAGCUGGUCAACAACAAAGCGCGGCUCGUUAAUCUCCGGUAACCAGUCCGUUAAACGGGGUCGAGUGUCUAAGGUACAGACGACCGCCCGACUUUUGAGCCAGCUUUUUUCUGCCUGUGCGGAGAAUUUUGCUCGCAGACAGCAAUGAAACUGUUGGAAAACUCCAGCUUUGAAGCCCUCAGCUCCCGGCUGUGUGUUGAAACUGGAGAGUCUCGGAUCCUUGGCAGGAUCGAAAGCUACUCCUGUAAGAUGGCAGGAGAUGAUAAACACAUGUUCAAGCAGUUCUGCCAGGAGGGGGAGCCCCACGUCCUGGAGGCCCUCUCCCCCCCUCAGUCCACCAGCGCCACCAGCCCCUCACAGCUGGGGAAGAGCAGCGAGGACGGAGAAAACCCUCUGAGUGACAAGUGUUGCAGGAAGACUCUCUUCUACCUCAUCACCACACUCAACGAGUCCUUCAGGCCCGACUACGACUUCAGUGCAGCACGCGCUCACGAGUUCAGCCGAGAGCCCAGCCUCAACUGGGUGGCUAAUGCGGUAAACAGCAGCCUGUUCUCGGCUGUGGGUGAGGAGUUCAACUCUCUGGGGCCCGAGCUGUGGAACGCCAUCGACCAGGAGAUCAACCUGCAGGGCUGUGACAUUUACAGCUACAACCCUGAUCUGGACUCAGACCCUUUUGGUGAAGAGGGAAGCCUCUGGUCCUUCAACUACUUCUUCUACAACAAGAAACUGAAGAGGAUUGUAUUCUUCACAUUUCGCUCUGUCAGCGUGCUGAGUGGAUACGGCCGUGGUUGUCUCGACAACGAGUUGGACAUGGAGCUGGAUGAUGAAGAGGAGAUGGAUGGCUUCACUGAGGACAGGUUUCCCAGAGCUCUGUGCGUGUAGAUGUCGGACAUGCCUCGGCCGAAGAGUUUCCAGGCUUUUCCUGCUCCCGUUCUUCGCUCCAUCUACCUUUUUUUUCUACUGCCUCAUCCAAAGCCAUUUUCACACUUUUAGACUAAUGCAUGUUUGACGCCUUUUCUCUGCCGGCAGUGAACUGUAUGCCGUGAGGCGGCGGACGUUUUGUAACGACGUCACGCCCCUUCAUUCAUUCUCCGGUAUGAUUUUUGACCCCGAGCUCAAAGCCCUGAUGGUAACUAUACGAGCUUCUCCAUGUUUUAAAGAGACCGCUUCAUGAACACUUUAGAGGAAGAAGGUCUUGCUAUGGAGGAGUGGUUGAGAAACAAAGACUGCAAAAGAUGUCACGUCCAGGUAACACCAGCAUCGAUGGAAACUGAAAAGUUUAUAAUACUCACCUGGAGCCGGUUGAGACGGACUGAUCAGCUGAGAGCUCAUCUGUUCCUCAUCGUUUGCUACUUUUGUGUUACUCUUAAUGUGUGACAGUGACGUUACUGUGAGAACUUUCUUUUUGAAAUCUAAACUCUGCAUUUAUUACUGAAACUUGUUAUUGAAUCUCUUGAAUGAACGCUCGUCUGAACUUGCCGGACAGGAGGGCGCGGCCGAGGAGGGUAGAGCUCCCGGCGUCUGGGUUGCAGCUUAGAAAACAUAUCAGCUUUUAUCAGACGUUCACUAUUAUACAGUUUCAUUGUAUGUGUCGUCUAAAUACAGUAAUUAUUUUUUUUUGCAUCGCCCCCAGUUAAACCCGUCAUUCCUGCAUCUUGACAGUGUUUUUCUUAGCUCAUUACCUCGAUGCAAAGGCUUCAUUGAAAAGUGAAUGUAUAGUACAGUUUAGAGAAAUAAAACAGCCCAGAAAAAAAUUCUUUUUAGAAACUGCGAAGCUCCUUUUUACGUUCCUUUAAAAGUAGAUUGGGGUUCUGUGUCUUUUCUCAACUGCUCUGUGCUUCGUUUGAUCGGCCAAUAUAUUGCAGAUGUGAAUAAACUUGUGUUUGGAUCAGA